Molecule: messenger RNA, 2957 nt
Organism: Scophthalmus maximus (turbot)
Lineage: Eukaryota; Metazoa; Chordata; Actinopteri; Pleuronectiformes; Scophthalmidae
Gene: tmem181
Product: transmembrane protein 181
Exons: 17
Coding region: 278-1726 (482 amino acids)
Molecular function (GO): toxic substance binding
Source: RefSeq, a predicted model, not a curated record
UAUUAACAUAUCACUGCUUCAUAGCCCAGGGACAAACGUAUAACUGGGAGGAGGGAGUGGUUCCUCCCAUCUCCCCUAUUCUCACGUUCCCUUCCCUCCUUCCGCCUCCUCGCCGGGGUACCACGUGACCUCCACCCACGCCCCGCCCAUUCCACGUGACGUGGCAUUCCGGCGUUGUCGCAGGCUGAUGUGCGAACGCGGAUGUUGGUCGUGGAUCAUUCACUACGGAUAAAAACCCUUUAACGCUUCUUCCCCCUCCCCCCCCUCGCCGACAGAAAUGGAGCAACUGGCCCCUAUGCGGCUCUACACCCUGUCCAAACGACUGUUCGUCUUGGUGUUCGUGGUGUUCCUGGUAUGCUUCGGCCUCACAGUCUUCAUCGGGAUUGCAGGUCCCCGGAUUAUUGCUCAGCAAGAGCACAGCGGCGAUCAGUUACUGGCCAAGAAUGUCUCCGUGAAGACUGGGCCCUUCAAUCUCGUUUCUCCUCCCCUCACCACCUACAACCAGCAGCUGUGGCUCACCUGUGUGAUGCGGGCUGAAAACAGCAAUAUGGGAGACUUCCAGCAGCCUUUAGAGAUCAACGUUGAGCUCAAGGGAGUGAUGCAGGACGCCAGCGUGAUGGACAUCAACCACGUGCACCAGAAAUCCCGAACGCUGCACUGCGGGACUAAAUGUGAUGAGAUAAUUGUGCUCCAUCUGGGCUUCCUGAACUACACCCAGUAUCAAGUUGUGGUCAGCUUCAAGGGCCUUGAAAAUAUCACAUAUGAAAUCAAGGUCACGUUUGUGUGGAAAAUGUAUAAUCCCACCUUCUCGCAAGUGGAAAUCUGGUUCCGGUUUGUCUUCGUGGUGUUGACCUUCAUGGUGACGUGUAUGUUUGCUCAUUCUCUGAGGAAAUUUUCUAUGAGAGACUGGGGCAUAGAGCAGAAGUGGAUGUCCAUCCUGCUCCCAUUGCUGCUACUAUACAAUGAUCCGUUCUUCCCACUGUCAUUCCUGGUGAACAGCUGGUUUCCUGGAAUGCUGGAUGCGUUCUUUCAGGCUCUGUUCCUUUGUUCUCUGCUGCUCUUCUGGCUCUGUGUUUACCAUGGCAUCAGAGUCCAGGGUGAGAGGAAAUUCCUGACAUUCUACCUGCCCAAGUUGAUCAUUGUCGGUCUUCUGUGGCUCUCGGCGGUUACGCUGGGCAUUUGGCAAACGGUUAAUGAACUCCAGGAUCCCACCUAUCGAUAUAAAGUGGAUAUGGUGAACUUCCAGGGCAUGAAGGUCUUCUUCCUGAUUGUAGUUGCCCUCUACAUCCUCUACCUGAUUUUCCUGAUUGUCAGAGCAUGUUCUGAGCUCAAGAACAUGCCUUACUCAGAUCUCCGGCUAAAGUUUUUGACAGCGUUAACAUUUGUGGUGCUCAUUAUAAGCAUGGUCAUUCUCUAUCUGAGGUUUGGUGCCAAGGCUCUUCAAGACAAUUUUGUGGCAGAAUUGUCUACUCAUUACCAAAACUCAGCUGAAUUUUUAUCCUUCUAUGGCCUACUCAACUUCUACUUGUACACAUUAGCAUUUGUGUAUUCCCCCUCCAAAAAUGCCCUUUACGACUCUCAGUUGAAGGAUAAUCCUGCUUUCUCCAUGCUAAAUGACUCGGACGAUGAAGUUAUAUACGGGAGUGAUUACGAAGACAUGCCUUUGCAAAACGGACGCGCUAUCAAAGCAACCACCAAGUACCAGGAUGAGACUGACAGUGACUGAAUCUCUGACCGCUCCUCACCCCCGUGUCCCCGUUGGAAACUAUGAGAAGACAUUAAAACAACAAUCAUGUCUGUGUUGUACAUACAGAGUAUUGGAAUGAUAUAUUGUAAGUGUACAUAAAUCUAUUUUUAAAAAGAUAUGCUCCAUGUCUACUGAAUGUACUGUAAUUUCACUGAAAGUUGACGCAUGUAGCUGCUGUUUUUUUUUUCUCCAUUGUUUAUGCUUUCAGUCAAAUGUACAACAAAACAAUUUCUUAUUAACUUGAAAACUAUUUUUCACAACCUUAGUUAAUAAUGAUCGGGAAAAGUGCUAAUAUUAUUAUUAUUAAUUAUUCUGGUUGAUGAAAUCAAUGUUAUUUUUCUUGCGUUGUGUUGGACCACUGUUGUCUUUCUAUACUUCUACUGUGUUGUCUUUGCCAUUCCUUUCUGCUCUCCGACUGUCUGAGAAUAAUAGCAGUGUUGGCUGUAGACAACUUCUCCUUGUCCUCAGAUGUGUUUUAUUUUAAACGCAGAGAGAACUUUAACUGGAGGAAGGUUACUACUGAUCUCCCACACUGCUCUCUUUUCUCAGAAAGCAGCUUUGUAAUUGCACUUCUUAAUUACUUUAUUUAUUUUCUCUGAAAAGUAAUGACGGGAUACUGUAUGGCUCAUGACUUGGAUGGAUGGAUUUUGAUGAAUAGCCUGGAUUUUAAUUGAUGAUUUGUUAAGGGACUACUGAUUUAUUAUGUUAAACAUUUCAUAUCCCAUUACAUAUAGUAGUUAAACCUUUGGCCAAAUAUAUUUUUGCCUUAUGUAGAACAUACGAUUUAAAGUAAACUAUAUAUUUUUGGUCUGUAACUUUCUUUUCUAUUACCGCCAAUGUGUGAAUCGCAGCCCUUUCCUUUGUUUUAUCAAACUGGAGCUUAUGGAAAAACAGCCAAAACAAGUGUGUCUGUUCUUUGCAAAUAAUAUCUUAAACAUGGAUUCUUAUCAAGAUGGUGCCUUGUCUACACAUCACAUUUUUCUCAUAAACGGGCUGCCGGCUUAAAGUUUCAAAUGCUUUCUUAGAUAAAAUGUACAUGUUUGAUUCUUUUCAGUAUGAAUGUAGUAAAUGUUGGUUCGAGGUAGUUAAAUGAGGUUGAGAGUCCUGAUAUCGCGCAAGUUCUUGCGUUUGUUGUUGCUUCAUGAGGCAAAAGUUGUACAUGUAGCACUCUGUCAUGUCACAUGUAAAUAAAGCAAGUAUAUACAAAAUA